Clarias gariepinus (North African catfish) is the source of this 3747-nucleotide messenger RNA. RefSeq names its product bone morphogenetic protein 1b (gene bmp1b). Bases 35 to 2965 code for a protein of 976 amino acids. NCBI's taxonomy places the organism in Eukaryota, Metazoa, Chordata, Actinopteri, Siluriformes, Clariidae. Gene Ontology annotation, molecular function: calcium ion binding; zinc ion binding; serine-type endopeptidase activity. The transcript has 21 exons. Gene Ontology annotation, biological process: proteolysis. The record is from RefSeq and is a predicted model, not a curated record.
AUCUAUUGCUUUGCACAUCCAGUCAAAACUCAUCAUGAAGUCCCAGUGGACAUUUUGGCUUCUGCAUUCUUGUUCACUGCUGGCCAUCGGCUUAGAUUUGGAGGUUAAAUAUUAUCCUGAAACAGAUGCUGUCAACUACUUGGAUCCAUGCAAAGCAGUGGCGUUUAUGGGAGACAUCGCUUUGGACAAGGAUGACCUGUUCUUCUUCAGACGAGACUGGAUUGGGAAAGAGCUUCCACAUAGCACCUCACACUCUAAUAACACUGUCACAGCCAAUGGAAACAGAGUGACGGAUGCAGCAACUAAUAGGAGCAGACGGACCAGCGAAUUCUGGGACAGUGUGAAAAUUUCUCGUAGGAAGAGAGCCGCUACGGCGAAGAUCGAGAGGAUCUGGCCUGAUGGUGUCAUUCCUUACAUCAUCAGUGCCAAUUUCAGCGGCAGUCAGAGAGCCAUCUUCAAACAGGCCAUGCGGCACUGGGAGCGACACGUCUGUGUAACCUUUGUAGAAAGAACGACUGAGGACAGCUACAUCAUCUUCACCUACCGUCCAUGUGGGUGUUGUUCUUAUGUGGGUCGGAGGGGUGAUGGACCCCAGGCUAUCUCCAUUGGCAAGAACUGCGAUAAAUUCGGCAUUGUGGUUCACGAGCUGGGUCAUGUGAUCGGUUUCUGGCACGAGCACACACGGCCCGACCGAGAUACACACGUCAGCAUUAUUAGAGAGAACAUACAACCAGGCCAGGAGUAUAAUUUCCUGAAGAUGGAGCCGGAUGAGGUGAACUCCUUAGGAGAGACGUACGACUUCGACAGCAUCAUGCACUAUGCCACAAACACAUUCUCCAGAAGCACCCUCCUGGAUACGAUUCUGCCUCGGUAUAAUGUGAAUGGAAUCAGACCCACUAUUGGUCAGAGGACGAAACUGAGCAAAGGCGACAUCAGUCAAGCACGAAAGCUCUACAAGUGUCCUAAGUGUGGUGAGAGUCUGCAGGACAGCUUUGGAAAUUUCUCUUCGCCCGGAUUUCCGAAUGAAUAUGCUGCUUAUACGCACUGCAUAUGGAGCAUCUCUGUUACACCUGGAGAGAAGAUCAUCCUUAACUUCACCUCCAUGGAACUCUACCAAAGUAAUCUUUGCCGGUAUGAUUAUGUGGAGGUACGAGAUGGAUACUGGAGGAAAUCUCCGUUAAUUGGUCGCUUUUGUGGAGAUCAGGUGCCAGAGUCUCUCGUUUCCACCAACAGUCGUUUAUGGAUUGAAUUUCACAGCAGCAGUAACUGGGUAGGAAAAGGAUUCUCUGCCAUGUAUGAAGCAGUGUGUGGUGGGGAAAUGGAUGCUGACAGUGGACAGAUUCAGUCACCCAACUACCCUGAUGAUUAUCAGCCUAGUAAAGUGUGUGUGUGGAAGGUGACAGUGACUGAAGGCUUUCAGGUGGCACUUUGCUUCCAGGCAUUUGAGCUGGAGAGACACGACCGGUGUGCAUAUGAUUAUGUUGAAGUGCGUGAUGGUAGCUCGGAGAGUGACCCGCUCCUGGGGCGAUUCUGCGGCAGUCAAAAUCCCCCAGACUUUAAAAGCAGCUCCAACCAACUCUGGAUAAAGUUUGUUUCAGAUGGUUCUAUUAAUAAAGCUGGAUUUGCCGCGAACUUCUUUAAAGAGGUGGACGAGUGUUCCAGACCUGGUAACGGUCAGUGUGUUCAGAGGUGUAUCAAUACGCUGGGUAGUUAUCGGUGUGCAUGUGACCCAGGAUAUGAACUUGCGACGGACCGACACAGCUGUGAGGCAGCUGCGUGCGGAGGUUUCCUCACUGCAUUAAAUGGCACGGUGUUCAGUCCUGGCUGGCCUCAUGAGUACCCCCAUAAUAAACAUUGUGUGUGGCAGCUCAUCGCUCCUCAACACUACACCAUCACACUGCAGUUCCACAACUUCGACACAGAGGGCAAUGAUGUGUGUAAAUAUGAUUAUGUGGAAGUUCGCAGUGACUCCAGGCUCCAUGGGAGAUUCUGCGGAGCGACAACGCCAGAGCCGAUCACCUCCGACUCCAACAUCCUGUACGUGGAGUUUAAAUCCGACAACACCGUGUCGCGCAGGGGCUUCACAGCGACCUUCUUCUCUGAUGUUGACGAGUGCUCUCGACAGAAUGGUGGGUGCCAGCAUGAUUGUGUGAACACGUAUGGGAGUUACACUUGUCAGUGCCACAGCGGAUUCAUCUUGCACACCAACAUGCAUGACUGCAAGGAAGCCGGUUGUGACCAUGUGAUUUCCAGCAUGCCUGUAUCCAUUAUGAGCCCCAACUGGCCAGAUAAAUAUCCCAAUAAGAAGGUGUGCACUUGGGCCCUAACCACUACACCAGGCCACCGGAUCAAACUGGCCUUUAAUGAGAUCGACAUGGAGAGCCAUCUUGAAUGUUCCUACGAUCAUCUGGAUGUUUAUAACGGCCCUGACGAUGCCUCACCCAGAUUGGGCCGUUUUUGUGGAAGCAAAAAACCACCACCUGUUAUUUCCAGUGCCAAUAAGAUGUUUCUUCAGUUUUUCUCUGAUAAUUCAGUACAGAAACGAGGCUUCGAGGUGUCUUUUACAACAGAGUGUGGUGGAGCUCUGAAGGCUGAGGUGGAGCCGGGAGAUCUGUACUCACACGCUCAGUUUGGUGAUAAUAACUACAGCCCAGCCGAGGAGUGCGAGUGGGUAAUUUCAGCCGAGAAAGGAUUUGGAGUUAAGCUCAUCUUCAUCAUCUUUGAUUUGGAGGAUGAGGCAGAGUGCACCUAUGAUUACCUGGAGCUGUUUGAUGGAGCUGACACUAAAGCGCCAUGCCUUGGGCGAUACUGUGGAUCUGGGCCUCCAGAUGAGAUUUACUCAGCUGGUGAUGGCAUCGUCAUCAAGUUCCACACAGACGAUACCAUCAGUAAAAAAGGAUUUCACAUCCAAUACACCAGCAUUAAAUUUCAAGACACACUUCACACCAGUAACACCAGUAAGUGACUGAGUGCAGUGUUCUGGGGCUUUUUCCUCCCAUGAACUGGCCCACCAUAAACUUUAGUUUUUUUGUUUGUCUGUUUGUGGAAAUCUUUCUACACUGCCAAGAAGAAGGUGUACAAGGACACUUUUUUUUUCUUUCUUUCUUUUUUUUUUUACAUUUCAGGAAAUAUGAAGUACCUCAAUUAGCAGGAUGUUAUGACUUGACUAGGAACAAGCUAACAAGUGAUCAAAGCUCAUAGUAUCCAAAAUGCUUACUGAAACCAUUACACGUUUACAUCAAACGGACUUUUGGCCAGUGUGAUAUUUAUAGAUGACUAACAAAAAGGGGAUGAGCUAAAACCUAUAGUAUUGUCCAUCUUGGUCUUUCUCAACACAUACUUUAGUAUCACUCAAUACCAAAAACAGCCAUGUAGCAGACGAACGCUUAUGUCAGGUCUUUUGAUCAUUUUCUUUGUGUAUUAAAAUUACAUUUGAUUAUUUAAUUAGACGAUUAUCCUACCUGAACCAGACACUAUCACACAUGAUCAUUUUAGUUAUGUAGACGACAUGCUGCUAAACUAGAAGCUUUAAGCGUUCCUUGCUUUCUAACCUUGUAGCACCACUGCAAACCUAAAAAACGAAAAAACACACCAAAAGUUAAUUUCAUGCACCAGACAUGUCUAAGUUAAUUGAUUAUGUUUAUGGUAAAUAAAAAGUUUUCAAUUGUCCCAGUACUUAUUUUGUUAACUUAUUUAUGUAUCUUUUGGAUUUGUCAUUAAAGUUUUUUUCAUUAAAAUGGAAAAAUU